Salvia miltiorrhiza (redroot sage) is the source of this 1611-nucleotide messenger RNA. RefSeq lists its product as uncharacterized. Gene Ontology annotation, molecular function: nucleic acid binding; zinc ion binding. The coding region runs from base 3 to 1598 and encodes 531 amino acids. Lineage: Eukaryota; Viridiplantae; Streptophyta; Magnoliopsida; Lamiales; Lamiaceae. The transcript is spliced from 2 exons. The record is from RefSeq and is a predicted model, not a curated record.
AGAUGGAUUAUCGCUACCACGGGCCACGUACUCUUUCUUCGAAGAUUAUUGGUGUUUUUUUUGCGCCAAUGUUGAUGCACGAUGGUGCAGUUUUGAAGCCUAAGGAGAUGGCAGCUCAAUUGCAGCGAGAGUAUGGUUUUCAUGUAGACUAUUCAGUUGCAUAUGUUGGGAGGAAUCACGCCAUCAAGCUUAUUUAUGGUGAUCCAGAUAAGUCUUUUGAGAUGAUCCCCUCUUAUCUUCAUAUGGUGCAGCAUUGCAACACGGACACCAUAAUUGAUCUAGAGACUGAUGGUGAUGCUGUCUUUAAGUAUUGUUUUAUGGCUCUCGGUGCAUGUAUUUGUGGUUUUUUAUCAUCUGGACGACCUAUUAUUGUUGUUGAUGCUACCCAUUUGAAAGGAAAGUAUAAGGGUGUGAUGUUUGUUGCUGUGACUAAGGAUGGAAAUGAACAAGUCUUUCCAUUAGCUGUGGGGCUUGGUGAUAAGGAGAACGAUAGUUCAUGGUCAUGGUUUUUUACACGUUUGAGACGUGCAUUUGGUGUUCCAGAUAACUUGCUAUUUGUCUCUGAUCAGCAUAUGAGCAUAAAGAAUGCUGUUGAAGCUAUCUUUCCUGGAGUUCCUCAUGGUCUUUGCACCUAUCAUUUGCAGAAGAACCUUGCAAGAUUCGGUGCUAAUAUUGUAGCUAUGUUUCAAAGGGCUGCAAAUAGCUACCAGAGGGACAAGUUUGAUUUGCAUUUUGGUCAGUUGGGUUUGCUUCAAGACAAAGGUGCAUAUAGGAAGUUGGUGGAUGCUCAGCCUUGUAGAUGGGCACGUAGUUGUUGUGGAGUUCGUAGAUAUAACUUCAUGACAUCUAAUUGUGCCGAAGUAUUCAAUGGUCGGCUUCGAUGGGGUAGGAGAUUGCCCAUGUGUACCUUGUUGGAGUUUGUGAGGACAUUGAUAGCUCAUUGGUUUGUAGAGAGGCGUACUAAAGCUAUGGCAAGAACUCAUCCACUUACCGAGUAUGCUGCUUUAAAAUUGGAUAUCUCAGUUGAGGAAGGUCGAACAAUGGAGGUGAAUCCCAUCAAUACUUUCAAAUUCACCGUUUCUUCUAGUGAUCGAAAGUACAUUGUUGAUCUUCGCACUAAGAGUUGUUCUUGUCUUGAGUUUGAUCUUGACUUGAUCCCUUGCUCUCAUGCUGCUGCUGCUAUACUAAAGUCCAAACAGUCUUGCCUUCCAUAUGUGUCUAGUUACUACACCACAGAGACAUUACGUGAUAUGUAUUCUAUGGAUGUGAAUCAUAUUCCACAUCAAGACGAUUGGAAUGUUCCUUUAGAUUUGAGGACAAGGGUUGUUGGUGUUCCUGAGAAUCCUAGACAGUCAGGACGUCCACGAACUUCAAGAAUUCCAUCUGCAGCAGAAUCUUCUACUAAAUCACGUGUUAGUGUUUGUUCACGAUGCCAUCAAUCAGGUCAUUACAAGUCCAGAUGCAAGGAAGAAGUUCCAAUUCCACCACAAAGUGAAGAUGAAGAAGUUGAUCGUCCUCGUCGAGCUAAGCGUUGUAGUAUUUGCCAUGAGACUGGACAUACAAAGAGGAAGUGUAAAUUGUUUGAUCCUAAUGCUUGAUUGUGGUGUUUGG